CCAAAUAUCUAAUUGUGACGUACGUUCGAUUUUUCUAAGCACAUAUUUAACGUUUUUGACAUAUUUCUAAGUUUAUUUAACAGACAAUUUCAUCAACUAAUAAAAAAGAUUGUGCAAGUUUUAUUUCCACUGUAAUUCAAGAUCGCUCACUGAUCAUAUCAGAUGAUGAAUUGUUCCUCAAAACUAUUUUGCUUCUUAUUUCUUAUAACAAUUCUGACGCCCCUUUUAUUCACCCCCAACGUUGCACAAUUAGAUAGCUGUACCGAGAGAGCUGAAUACUGCUGGAACUGUACCUCCGAAGACGGCAAUCUCACCGAUGCUAGCACUAUCUACAAACAAAACCUCAACCGCCUCCUGACCUCCUUCGUAUCAGAAACCAAUAACAAUUACGGGUUCUACAAUUCUUCCUUGGGACAAAACCCUGACAAAGUUAACGCAAUUGCACUCUGCAGAGGAGACGUUGUACCAAACGAGUGUCGGGAUUGUAUAAACGAGUGUACGAGGCUUUUGAUGAAUUGUCCCGACCGAAAGGAAGCGAUCAUUUGGGGCGAGCGCUGUUUGGUGCGCUACUCCAACAGCUCCAUAUUUUAUAAGAAGAAAGAAGCCCCAUUCAGGUUGCUGCCCAGCCCCAAUCCAUCGGUGGCCGGCGCGGAACAGUACAAGAAGACGCUCGAUCCUUUAUUAGAAAGGCUAAUAAGUAAAGCUUCAUCGGGAGAUUCUCUUAGAAAGUUUGCAUAUGGUAAUACAAAGGUCCCGGAUGCUGAAGACAUAUAUGCACUUGUACAGUGCACGCCAGAUUUGAGCCAACAAGAUUGCAGCGAUUGCUUGGUGAGUUCUACUUUGCAAAUUCCAGGUUGUUGUGCUGGAAAAAGUGGAGGAAGAGUUCUUAAACCCAGCUGUACUCUCAGGUAUGAGUAUGGUGCUUUCUACAGUGUGUCCCCAUACGGCGGUCUACCACCACCACAUGAAAAUAGUGACACAGAACGAACUGUUGUGAUCAUUAUUGUUGUGUUGACUGCCGUUGUCAUCAUUGUACUAACAACAAUCGGCAUAUACGUUUUCUUCAAAAGGAGGAAAGCGAAGAAAAAGUUUCAGACUCCCGAGGACAUUGAUGGGUUGGAAUGUCUGCAAUUCGACUUUGGCGUUAUAAAAGCAGCAACAGAUAAUUUUUCUGAUGCAAAUAAGCUUGGUGAAGGUGGAUUUGGAGCUGUUUACAAAGGAAGGCUAUCUAAUGGGCAGUAUGUGGCUGUGAAAAGGCUCUCUAAGACAUCCCAACAGGGUGAUCUUGAGUUUAAGAAUGAGGUUAAAUUAGUUGCCAAUCUCCAACAUCGGAAUCUGGUUAGGCUUUUUGGUUUUUCUUUGGAUGAAAGAGAAAGUGAAAGGCUUCUUGUCUAUGAGUUUGUCCCUAACGCAAGUCUUAAUCAAUUUAUAUUUGAUCCAAUUAAACAAAGAGAUUUAGAUUGGAGUAAACGUUACAAAAUUAUAGAAGGCAUUGUUCGAGGACUGCUUUAUCUUCAUGAAGAUUCUCGUCUUAAAAUUAUUCAUCGUAAUCUUAAAUCAAAUAACAUUCUAUUAGAUGAAGAAAUGAACUCUUAAAUUGCUGAUUUUGGAAUGGCAAGGUUGUCUAAAGUUGAUCAAACUCAAGAAAGAACAAAUCGAAUUGUGGGAACAUAUGGAUAUAUGGCACCUGAGUAUGCAAUGCAUGGACAAUUUUCGAUUAAAUCGGAUGUCUAUAGUUUUGGAGUGUUGCUCUUGGAGAUAAUAAGUGGGCAGAAAAAUACUUGUUUAGAUCAAGAAGAUAACGCAACGGAUCUUCUAAACCAUGCAUGGAUGAAUUGGAAGGAGGGCACAGCUUUAAAUAUUGUGGAUCCUACAAUGAGAGAUGGCUCAACAAGUGAGAUAAUGAGAUGCAUCCACAUUGCAUUAUUGUGCGUGCAAGAAAAUCACGCUGAUAGACCCACCAUGAAUUCAGUUGUUACGAUGCUUAAUAGCCACUCUCUCUCUCUCCCACAACCCUCACAUCCUCCUCUUUUGAUGCAUGGCAGCCGUGAAUAUGACAUGCCGCUAGCAUCCGAUCACAGUUUCAGGCUUCAUCAAUUAGAUAUGACGAAAUCAAAGACAAUGUCUAAUUGCAGCAACUCAGCAAAGGAGGCUUCAACUAGUAGCCAAUCUAGCCAGUAGCUGUGGCCGAACAUUAAUGAAUCAAACAGUAAUUGAAUAUGUUUUUGGAUUAAAAAACCUUUUAUCUUUGUCUACUCUCUUAUUCAAUAUUUUAUUAGCAUGAAAUUUUAAAGCUUAGAUAAUAAUGCUUU
This is a messenger RNA of Ziziphus jujuba (common jujube), 2312 nucleotides long. Its product is annotated as cysteine-rich receptor-like protein kinase 26. Gene Ontology annotation, molecular function: ATP binding; protein kinase activity. NCBI's taxonomy places the organism in Eukaryota, Viridiplantae, Streptophyta, Magnoliopsida, Rosales, Rhamnaceae. Gene Ontology annotation, biological process: protein phosphorylation. The transcript is spliced from 7 exons. The record is from RefSeq and is a predicted model, not a curated record.